AUGCUUCUCCUCCCAACGUCCAGCAACGCAGCCCUCAUCCUCGGCGCUGCCGCCUUUGCCACAGCGUCUCCCGUGGAUGUAACAAGCUCGAGCUGUGACACAAGCCGAUUCCUCACCGUCUCCACGACAAAUGGCCCCAUCACAGGCCAUCCGGCGUCCAACUCGGCCUGCGUGCUGGAAUACUUGGGCAUUCCGUUUGCGCAGCCGCCCGUCGGAGACCUGCGAUUUGCGCCGCCUGCAAAGAUCCAGUCACAGAAACCCUACGUGGCUGCCAACUUCGGCGCCGAUUGCCCCUUGACGCCGUCGAAGCCCGUCGACUACCCCGGGUUCACGCCCCAAGCGCAGCAGAUCAUCAACUAUUUCGCUUCUGCGGCGGGAACUCCCCAGAGCGAAGACUGUCUCACUCUCAACGUCUGGGCCAAGACGACGCAGAUCUCAUUAACAUCGAAGAAGCCCGUCUCGGUCUUUUUCUACGGCGGCAGAUUCACCAUUGGAAACACAGACAGCCCAUUCUAUUCGGGCAAAUACUUUGCCGACGCAGAGGACAUCGUCGUCGUCACGGUCAACUACCGGCUCAACAUCUUUGGCUUCCCGGGUGCCCCUGGCGAGACACAGAAUCUCGGGCUUCGGGAUCAGCGAGCAGCCGUCGAAUGGGUUCGCGACAACAUCAGGCAGUUCGGCGGCGAUCCCAGCAAAAUCACAAUCUCUGGCCAGUCUGCCGGAGGAGUCGCCGUCGACUAUUGGACCUAUGCGUAUCAGGAGGAUCCCAUCGUCAACGGCGUCAUUGCGCACUCGGGCAACGUCUUUAGCUUCCCUGUGAAUGCCGCCGGCGUUCCUGAGAAGAACUGGAAUACGGUAGUGGCUGCUGUCAACUGCUCCUCUGCUGGCGAUGUCAUGGCUUGCAUGCGCCAGGCUGACUGGCAGGCCAUCAAAGUCGCUGCAGCAGGCAUCAAGCCCACGCCGAGCAGCAGCGUUUUGCGAUCGAUUCCGGCCUUCUACCCGAUGCCAGACGAGGAGGUCGUCUUCUCCGACUAUCUCACACUGACAAGCUCAGGCAGCUUUGCAAAGGUGCCCCUCCUGCUCGGAAACAACAACAACGAAGACGGCUACUAUCGCAUCCCGGCGUUCGCAUCCGGUAUUGUGCCCACCGCCGACCAGGUCACGUCUUUCUUGCUCGAGUCCUUCACCUGCCCCGUGGCCCACCAAGCCGGUGCCCGUCGCGAUCACGGAGUUCCGGCCUGGGCGUACCGCUACAUGGCCGACUGGGACAACACUCGCCUUUAUCCGACCAGCGGCGCCUACCACGGCGUCGAUCUGCACAUGAUCUUUGGGGCGUCCGCGGACGUCAGCGGAUUGCCCACGACUGCGGACCAGAGGAGUCUGACGAAGCUGAUGCAGCACGCCUGGUUUUCGUUCAGCAACGACCCGUCUUCGGGACUCAGCGGCAUUGGAUGGCCUCAGUUUGAUCCGGAAGCUGCCUCGUUGAUUGUUCUAGGGCAGAAUAACGAGCCCACAGCCCAGUUUGUGUCUCCGUCGCAGUUCGAUCUUGCUUGCCCGAAUGUUACGUUGGCGGGAGUGGGAGCGGCUGUGUCCGCGGUCGCUGAAGCGAUAUCGCUGCCACAGUAG
Molecule: messenger RNA, 1626 nt
Organism: Trichoderma citrinoviride
Lineage: Eukaryota; Fungi; Ascomycota; Sordariomycetes; Hypocreales; Hypocreaceae
Product: alpha/beta-hydrolase
Exons: 2
Coding region: 1-1626 (541 amino acids)
Source: RefSeq, a predicted model, not a curated record